This is a messenger RNA of Dermatophagoides farinae (American house dust mite), 1429 nucleotides long. Its product is annotated as surfeit locus protein 4. Gene Ontology annotation, biological process: Golgi organization. The record is from RefSeq and is a predicted model, not a curated record. Gene Ontology annotation, cellular component: endoplasmic reticulum-Golgi intermediate compartment; membrane; endoplasmic reticulum. Lineage: Eukaryota; Metazoa; Arthropoda; Arachnida; Sarcoptiformes; Pyroglyphidae.
AAACUGCUGUGCUUACGUGUUCGUUUACAAAUAUUUUUUCUUUUAAUUUUUUAAUAGAUUUGAUGAUCGAUCGAUGUGGUUUAGGAUCGGUACAAUAGUGAACUUUGAAAAGAUCAAGGAUAUUCGCCAAAAAACCAACAUUUAAAAUUGAAAUAAUAAUAUUUCAUACCAUUCAUAUAGAAAAAUUUAUUCUUGUGAUUCAACAUUCAGUUUUUUUUGUUUCUCUUUUCCAUUUUGAAAAAAUAAAUUUUGCAAUAAUUGAUUGGUGAUAAUUUAUCGUUUCUUUACUUGUUUAUAAAUAAUGAACAAUUUCAUACAACAAAAUCGUAAACAAGAAUUCUUUUCCAAAGCCGAAGAUUUUGCAGAUGAGUUUCUUCGGCGUUCCAAAACGAUAUUACCGACCGUUGCUCGUGCAUGUCUUGUAUCAACAUUCAUUGAAGAUGGUUUUCGUAUGUGGGUACAAUGGUCAGAACAACGUGAUUAUAUGAAUGCACAAUGGCAUUGUGGUUAUUUUAUUGCCACAUUAUUUGUCAUAAUCAAUAUGUUUGGUCAACUAGCUGGAUCAAGCUUAGUGUUGACACGAUUUUAUGUUCAAGCAGCUUGUUCCACAUUGUUUGGCAUUGUAGUUUUACAAACAUUUGCCUAUUCAAUACUAUGGGAUCUGAAAUUUUUGAUGCGUAAUAUGUCAUUAUGUGGUGCUUUACUUUUAUUAUUGGCCGAAUCACGUGCCGAAGGACGAUCAAUGUUUGCCGGUGUACCAACUUUGGGUGAAAAUAAACCCAAAACUUAUAUGCAAUUAUUGGGAAGAAUUUUGGUGAUUUUCAUGUUUGUCACCGUUUUACAUUUCGAUAUACAUCCGUUGAUUGUUUUACAGAAUAUCGUUGCUAUUGUAUUGAUGGGAGCAGUAACUGUUGGAUUUAAAACAAAACUCAGUUCACUCAUACUUGUAUUGUGGCUAACGGUUUUAAAUUUCUAUUCAAAUGCAUUUUGGACUAUUGAAUCUUAUAGACCAAUGCAUGAUUUUCUUAAAUAUGAUUUCUUUCAAACAUUAUCGGUGAUUGGUGGCCUAUUGAUGAUUGUAUUGCUUGGUCCUGGCGGCAUUUCUAUCGAUAAUCAUAAAAAAGAUUGGUAAUGUUCAAUGUUAAUCAGAAUGUCAAUCUCAAUCAAGUUUUAUUCAGACAAAUAUAAUUCGAUUGAAUUGAACCAAAUAUCAUAUGCCGCCAAUGACAAUCAUAAUCACCAUUAUAAUUAAAAUCGAUGAGUUUAUCAUCAAACAAACUCAAAAAAACAACAUGGAUUUUCGUUUCUGUUCAAGUUAAUAAAGAUGUUUGUGUAUUUGUCCAUGUACAAGCAUCUUUUAUUUUUGUAAUUUAUUUCAUUUUUUUUAAUAUUGAUUGAAAAAUAAAAAAUAAAAUGCAUUUUAAGAUUA